CACCAACACCACGCAUCGCCAUGGCUGACACGAACGACAAUCGCUUCGUGGCAAAAGCGGCUGACGUGGAAGACCGCCUCAAGGCCGACACCGUGGGCCUUGUAACCCUCGAUGACUUUCGCAAACGCCGCGCCGAAGCAGCAGAGGGCGGAAGCGGGGCCACAACACCAGAUGGCCGUGAAGGAACGCCAAAAUCUACAUCAUCCAGCAUAGCCGCCGGCGAUCCCUUCAAGAAGCGCAAAAAGUCUGCCCCAAAGAAAGGCGGCCUAUCCUUCGCCAACGACGACGACGAUGAAGACUCCACCACCGAGAAAUCGCGACUCGACGAGGACGACUGGGCCAGUGUAGGCGCUACACCACUCGCAGGAACCCGCGCAACAACACCAGCUGGCAACCCACCCUCCGAUCCCGAAUCCACAACAUUCAAAAAGAAACCCCUGCGGCCCAAUGCUUCUGUCUCACUCGCACCUAAAGCCCUUACGAAGUCAGCUUUGCUCAAAGAAGCUGCCCUCAAAGAGUCUCUGCGGAAGGAAUACCAUCAGAUACAAGAAGCCGUUAAAGCGACAGAAUUUAUACUACCAUUUGUGUUCUAUAAUGGCAAGAAUGCAACAGGGGGCAAAGUGCGCUUGAAAAAGGGAGAGCAAAUUUGGAAGUUCUUGGAACGAGCGAGGAAAGUGGGUGCGGAGAGUGGAGAGACAGGACGAAAAGAUUGGGCGAGAAUUUCAGUGGACGAUCUGAUCAUCGUGAAGGGAGAUUUGAUCUUGGGACAUCACUAUGACUUCCACUACUUCAUGCUGAAUAAGAACGUGGGCUACCACGGGCGACUCUUCAGCGAUGCAUUCUCUGCCGAGCCUACGACAGCGACACCGAAACAUCUACUCCCCUCGAAAGGCGCGACCGAUGCCGAACAGGGAGAAGCCUCGACUCCUCGACCCGCUACCUCAUCCGACCCCGCGACCGAAAUCUCAGGCGUACAAACCGCUGCCCAACUCCGCCAGCAGAAAGCCCGAGAAUUAGCUUCUGCCCUGCCCGACUCUGAACUCGAAGGGUUCGACGAGGAUCCCACCUUGACGAAAGUGGUGGAUCGGCGAUGGUACGAGAAAAAUAAACACAUCUACCCCGCGAGUAGUUGGGAAGAGUUCGAUCCAGAGAGAGAAGAGGAGUAUAAGAAGGGUGUCAGGAAGGACCGAAAUGGAAAUGCCAUGUUCUUUUCCAGAUAGUGGUCAGGCCGGUGCAGUGAUGGUCGUUCGUGGAUAGCAGGGCCGGUGCCAUAGCCCUUGGAUAUGCCGUGCUGUGGGCCGGUAUGGUAUCACCUCCCCCGUGAUACGCUCCUUUGGACACAAGAGAGUCCUCGAAAACUUCCUGGACAUCCUUCAGAUUGGUAUGACAAUAUUGGAAAAUUGUCUCCUCCUUGGAGCAAAGAUCUCUCCUCCCAACUUCAACCACUUCCGAAGAACCACCAGAUUCCCAAAAUUGUCCACAAAAUCAAGCUGAUCGGAUUGAGCAAGAAUAAAACCACCAGAGGCGUUGGGGCGAACAGAGCCAUCACCACGUUCUGUGCGCAUUUCCCCAUGUAUACUUCAAACUUCUUGCUCCGUGUCUGCAACUUUUUUGCGAAAUCCUCGAGCGUCAAUUCUCCUUCUUUGCUAUACCAGCCUGGACUUCCUCUGCUCGAAGAUCGUCGGGAGCCAGGGCGAGAAGAACUCGGCGAGGAAGGAGCUGAGGAGACAAUGGUAGAUGUAAGAGAAGGCAUCGUUUCGGAGAAAGAGUAAGAUCUCGAGAAUGAAAAACGCUGUGUUCGAACUUCGGCGGGGUACUCCGUAUAUGCUGCACGGCCGAGUGAAGGUCUUUGUGUCUUUGCUGACUUCGUGGCCGGCAGGUGUACUAUGCUGAUAAGAUCUCUUGAGUCUGUAGGUAAAGACCGUAUGUAGGCAUCCGUUUUGCCGUUCAAGACGAGGGAGAGUGUGUUCAUCUUGGAAGUUGCGAGGGGGUCGGUGCGGUUAUAUCGCUUCUUCCUCGUAUCGCGUGUGGUUUGGUGUAGAGUAGCUCGAUUGAGCCCAAGUGUGGGUCACCCCGGUUCGACUGGUGUCACGCUUUCGCUGGCGGAGGGAUUUUUUCGCUGUUA
This is a messenger RNA of Cercospora beticola, 2125 nucleotides long. RefSeq names its product FAM50/XAP5 family protein. Gene Ontology annotation, cellular component: nucleus. Gene Ontology annotation, biological process: chromatin organization. The record is from RefSeq and is a predicted model, not a curated record. NCBI's taxonomy places the organism in Eukaryota, Fungi, Ascomycota, Dothideomycetes, Mycosphaerellales, Mycosphaerellaceae.